CAAGAUGGAGUCCUUCGUCGACCGUAAGAUGGAGACGGCUGAACAUAAAUCGUUCGAGAUUCGCCUGAUCACGACUGAAGAAGAAAUGCAAAGGUUUGCAAUAGAACCAAUGGCGAAGGAACACUGGCGGCCUGGUUUGAAAGACGCCGAGUGUUUUCUCGCUUGUGAUCCCACGGCAGCUUUGGUUGGCGAACUGAACGAGAAACCCAUAGCCAUUGUUAGAAUUUCAAAAUAUGGCGAUAGCUUUGCUUUUAUCGGAGCUUACCUGGUGGAUAAGGAAUAUAGAGGAAAGGGGUACGGUUUUACGAUCUUCAAUGCCGCUGUGUCAAGUGUGAAGCCUUCUUGUAACAUUGGCUUAUACUCUUUUCUUCACCUUGAGAAAAUGUACGAACGAAGCGGUUUCCGUACUCAGUUUUAUGCGGCACGCUACGACUUCCAUCUCCCAACAGCCAUAAGCCGUCUCCCUGAUUCAUUGGAGAAAACAUCCGUAGAAAUUAAAGCCAUAGCGGACGUAGAGCUGAAGGCUUUACUCCUGUACGACACGAAUGUCUUCGGCUUCGAACGUCACGCAUUCCUAACGAAAUGGCUUCGCUCAGCAGGUAGUCAGGGAUACGUGGCCGUCAACAGUGAAGGCUCCAUUGUGGGUUACAUUUCUGCCCGACCAACUUUCCUCAAAGAGGAAGGAUACAGGAUAGGAUCUCUGUUUGCGGACUGUAAAGCCAUUGCAAAGAAGCUACUGAAGGCAUUAUUCGAAAAGCUUCUUCGUCAAGAGAAACCUGCCUCAUUGGUUUGCACGGAUUCCCCAACAAAGUGCAUGGAACUCGGAGAAGAGCUUCAGGGAGCAAAGGUGUUUGAUUUAGUGUACAUGGUGACCAAGGAUCUCCCAAAUACCUGUUUUGAGAAGCAGUUUGGUGUUACGGCUGUUGAGCUUGGAUGAGAUGAUAUAAGGAACUUAACGCCGAGUGGAAGGUUUGGAUGUACUUGUUUGAUAUCCACAAUCGUGUAUUCUUCCACAUAUUUUCUUGUCUUUCAUGCUGAAUUCCCGAGAAAAUUAAUGCAAAAGUACAAGUAUGGUCCAAGUUUGUAGAUUUUUUUUAUUUCCACUGUAAGUGAUACUUUCAUUGAUUUAUGCUACAUAAAAAAGAAGUUAUGUAACUCUCAUUAAUGAUAAGGUUAGGAAUCCUAAAUGUAGUUUGAAACAUGACAUGUAUGUAUUUCGCCUUCUAGAAUAGUGCCUGAUCAAAUGACAAGCUGUCAAGUGAUUCAACUUGUUUUGUGGUUGUUGUAACCAUAUUAGUAAAUUAAAUUGUGUUAUUGAAUUGAUUAGGUGUAUGAAGGAGUCAAACUUCUCCUCUUCCCCCCCAUCUCCCUUCUCCCCAUCUCCCUUCGCCCAUCCUCCUUCUCUCUUCAGGUAGACAAUUUAAGUCAAAGUCUUUUGAAGGAGGUAUUACUCUGGUUAUUGUGCCUCAGCAUCAUUGGCUUUUUACUUGCCAUCGUUGGUUUUUUACUUGCCACUAAAUUGUGAGUUACCAUGUUUUUCCAGUGUUCUUUCAAUGUCCUGCAGGGCUUGUCA
This is a messenger RNA of Stylophora pistillata, 1573 nucleotides long. RefSeq lists its product as uncharacterized. Gene Ontology annotation, molecular function: acyltransferase activity, transferring groups other than amino-acyl groups. NCBI's taxonomy places the organism in Eukaryota, Metazoa, Cnidaria, Anthozoa, Scleractinia, Pocilloporidae. The record is from RefSeq and is a predicted model, not a curated record.